This is a messenger RNA of Racocetra fulgida, 304 nucleotides long. Lineage: Eukaryota; Fungi; Glomeromycota; Glomeromycetes; Diversisporales; Gigasporaceae. The record is from the annotation of a GenBank genome assembly.
AUGUUUAUACUGUUUUAGCAUCUGUGAGCUCAAAGUAUGUAUAUAAACAUAACAUUUAUAAUGCUGUUGGUCAUCAAUGUCAGCAAAAAUUGCAAGGGUUAAACGAAAUUGAGAUGCUGCUAAGAAUUUUAGAAAAUGAUGAAACCAUUAUAGCAAGUAUGGCUACUAAACCUGCAUAUAACAAUGAGCAUGAUCAAGAUGGAUCAUUUAUCCAAGCAAUCUUCUGGGCUCAUCGAAAUGUAUUUUCUGAGUUUGUAGUAGCAAAAGAUAUGUUAAUUGUUGAUGCAAUGUAUAAAACCAACAG